AUGUCGAGGAGGCAAGUCGGCUCCGGCAGGCGAUUCGUCGACUCCGGCAACUUCCCCUUCGCUUCCGCUCUCCAUCAUAAGUCCCGCCCUUCUCCUCUACUCUCCAUCGGCCUUGUCGUCUUGGGAGCUUUGCUUCUCAUCGCCUAUGCUUAUGGCGGCCCAGGUAUAUCUUCCUCUUGCCUCCCUAUUGCUUCAUUGAAUCCCAAUUGCGACUAUACAUGCACAGCAGAAGUCCUGAGAUCUAUACCAUUUCUGAAGAAAGCAUACGGAGACAACAUGCGUAAAAUUUUGCAUGUAGGUCCUGAUACUUGUGCUGUUGUCUCCACAUUGCUGAAAGAAGAAGAAACUGAAGCUUGGGGGUUGGAGCCAUACGACAUCGAGGAUGCAGAUGCAACCUGCAAAAAUCUUGUUCGGAGGGGGCUUGCUCGUGUUGCUGAUAUCAAAUUCCCUCUACCCUACAGGGCAAAGUCAUUCUCACUCGUUAUUGUGUCGGAUGCUCUUGAUUACCUUUCACCAAAGUACCUGAACAGGACUCUUCCUGAACUGGCUAGGGUUGCUUCUGAUGGUCUCGUCAUCUUUACAGGUUAUCCUGGUCAACAGAAAGCUAAAGUUGCAGAACUGUCCAAAUUUGGACGGCCGCCCAAAAUGAGGAGCUCCUCUUGGUGGAUUCGCUAUUUUGUUCAGACAAGUUUGGAAGAAAAUGAAGUUGCUCAAAAGAAGUUUGAUCAGGCAGCACUGAAGAGGUCGUACAAGUCAAACUGUCAAGUAUUCCACCUCAACCCAUACCAUUAAGUUUAAGAGACGGAGAACAACUUACAGGCCACAGUUCAUGCAGUUUUUGGUUCCUUCACAAUUGAGCUAAAAAUAUAUAUUUUACUCCCACACAAGUCAAGCCAUCAUUCUCUUACCCAGUUAGCUAAAUCUCAUGGAACAAAAAUGUUCUUACCUAAUACAUUAUGUUGUAUCAUUUUAACAUUCAGACAAUCAUUGCCUUAUUAAUCCAUGUCAAGUUUGUUGAUUAUAGCAGUCACCUCCUCUGUUUUGGAUUCAGCUUCCCCAGUGAGGUGG
Messenger RNA from Linum tenue, 1068 nucleotides. The record is from the annotation of a GenBank genome assembly. NCBI's taxonomy places the organism in Eukaryota, Viridiplantae, Streptophyta, Magnoliopsida, Malpighiales, Linaceae.